This is a messenger RNA of Lolium rigidum, 2444 nucleotides long. RefSeq names its product polycomb group protein EMF2B-like. Gene Ontology annotation, molecular function: chromatin DNA binding. The record is from RefSeq and is a predicted model, not a curated record. The transcript is spliced from 22 exons. Bases 173 to 2038 code for a protein of 621 amino acids. Gene Ontology annotation, cellular component: nucleus. Lineage: Eukaryota; Viridiplantae; Streptophyta; Magnoliopsida; Poales; Poaceae.
GCGGCCUUCUCCCGCCUCCCGCUUCGUGCCUCCGUCACGUGCCUGUGAGUCGGAGCCCGCGACAGCGGUCCUGUGUGAGACCUAGCUCGACACUUGUUGAUGUGCUUGUGCGAGCUGAUUUCAGUGGUUCCCCGGGAUCCCAAGGGAAUCCAAGUGCUUCACAGCGGGGAGGAUGCCUGGUCUAGCUUUACCUAACCAUCACGCAGUGAACAAUGGAUGCGCUUUCAGUUACCCCAGGUCUGCAGACCAGAUGUGCGGUCAGCAGUCAAGAGCUCAGUUAUCUCCAGAUGAGGAACUCACCCUUGAGGAAUGUUUGGCAUUAUACCGCAAACCAGUUGAGCUGUACAAUAUUAUUCAACUAAGAGCCAUUAAAAAUCCCCCUUCGCUUCAAAGAUGUCUUUCUUAUAAGAUAGACGCAAAACGGAAAAGGAGGAUACAGAUAUCGGUAUCAAUUUCUGGAAGCACGAAUACUGAGUUGCCAGCACAUGGUAUUUUUCCUCUCUAUGUUCUGUUUGCUAGAGCUACUAGUAAUGAUCCGCUUGAUGGGAAUUCUCCAGUGUAUCGAUUCAGCCGGGCUUGUCUCCUGACUUCCUUUAGUGAAUCUGGAGACAGUGACCACAGUAAAGCUACAUUCAGCAUCCCCGAUUUGAAGAGUUUAGCAACCUCGCAAGUUUCAAACCAUAACAUUAUCCUUAUUAGUUGUGGCCAACUUGGACAACAUCUUAGUGAAAACUUCUCAGAGAACCACAUGGAGUAUUCUUCUCGCCAAAAGCUUGGCGGCCAAUGUACCUGGGGUAAAAUACCAAUUGAUUUACUUUGCUCAGCUCUGGAUAAUUGCGUAACUUUAAGUUUGGGGCGUACUGUGGAAUUGACUCCACAAAUAAGUAUGAGCCCAGGCUUCAUAGAGCCAACAUUUCUCGUGGAUGGCAGUUGCUUGACAUUUUGCUCUCAAAAGGCAUAUGCUACAGGUUCAUAUGAGCUACGAGCAAGCAUAGAUGCACAAGAGGCUGGUGCAAAAGACAUGCAUUUAUCUCCUUAUAGUUGUUACUCAUAUGAUGAUAUCCCACUUUCGUCAUUACCACAUAUCAUAAGGUUAAGAACAGGGAAUGUACUCUUUAACUACAAGCACUGCAAAAAGUUCCUAAAAAGUGAAGUUACGGAAGAUUUUUCUUGCUCAUUUUGCUUGGUACAGUGUGGAAGCUUCAAGGGUCUCGAAUAUCAUUUAACCUCAUCACACGAGCUGUUCCACUUUGAAUUCUGGGUAUCUGAAGACUACCAAGCUGUUAAUGUAAGUCUGAAGAUUGAUACCAGGCGAGCGCAGCUUCUAACUACUGCAGGAGAUGACCGAAGCAAGAGAGUAUUUUUCUACCGAUCAAGGUUUAAGAAGAGGUGUAGAAGAUUAGGAACAACAAUCGAGAAGACCAAGCAUGUACAUCCCCAUAUCAUGGAACCAGGAUCACCUCGAAAGACUGUUCCUGUGGACAAAGGGAUUUCUGUGGUGCAAACAUCAAUUGAUUCUCAUCCAGCAUUGCAUUGUAACAAUCACUUAACACCAGCAGUUCCACUGUUUGGGAAGACAACGAAGCUAUCCAUUGAUCGAGCUGACCCCAGAAAUCGUCUACUGCUGGAACACCAGUUCUUCCAUUCUCAGAAGGCACAGAAAAUGGAACUAGAAGAUGUUUUGGCAGAUCAUGACAGUGAAGAUGAAAUUGAUAAUGACAUCACUGACUUUGAAGAUAUGACGAGGCUUGAUGGUUUCUCUAAUGUUACAAAAGACGAGAAGCAUAUUAUGCAUAUGUGGAAUUCAUUUGUUCGAAGACAAAGGGUACUAGCCGAUGGUCAUAUACGUUGGGCUUGUGACGCAUUCUCCCGGCAGCAUGGACAAGAGCUCGUGCAAAAUCCUGCUCUACGAUGGUGUUGGCGACUCGUUAUGAUCAAGCUCUGGAAGCACGGUCUGCUAGACGCUCGCACCAUGAACGCCUGCAACAAGUUUCUCGACGACUUGGAAAGCGAAAGCUCCUGCCCCAAGCAAACGUGAUUCGGAGAAAACAUCAGCCAACAUGAGCAGGGCUAGGCCCCAUGGAUGGUCAUGCUUGUGGUGGUGCGACUUGGCAUUUUUUGGUUGACGGUCACAGAAUUACAGUUCAGCGACAGUGAUUUGAGAUAAGUUGGGUUGGCAGAGUUGAGGAGUUAUGCGCUUUUGACUGAUGUUUUGUUUUCUGUUUCACUUUUUUUUUUGUCGCGCUCUCUAUUACUAGCUUGUUUCAUGCAUUGGCUGAAACAGUUAUGAACAGUGCAACCUGGCCGCGUGUGCAGAAACAAAGAGAUUGGAUCUGUUGUAGACUGGUAGUAUAGAAGGAUCAAACAAUAUAGAAGGCUGUGCACAUAUGUGAUAGUUCUCCGAAUCAAAGGGCAAUUAAUAAAUUUAUAAUGAGUUGGGGUGA